AUGGUUCGCUCCGAAGUUGUCAAGUCCCAGGUGCUUGCCUACCGCCGCUUUGCCGACAGCUUUCGUGAAGAUUCUAACGAUCGCCCUCGCUGUGGCCUCUACCUGGCAGCCAUUGUCCCAUACAAUGGUGAAACCAACUUCCCUCGUGCUAUGCGAGAGAAGAUCGUAAAGUUUGCCGCCGCCAGCGAGAACAAUGCUGUCAAGGUGGCGGAGUGGCGAGAUGCUGCUUACGAAGCCGGCUUCCCUGUUCCCGGCCCUCCUGGUGAACCCGACGUCCGAGGCAUUGACGAAUGGAAACAGGUUCUCGCUAUCAGCAUCACGAAGCUGAACACCGACAAAAAAGGCCAUAAUCCCCAUGCUUCCGGAAAACGCGCGCUUAACAAAGCAAACAAGGCCAAGACCACCGAGACCGAGACCACUAAGGCCAGCGAGACCACUGGCAAUUUAACCAAGGCCAAGAAGGCCGGCAAUGCCACGAAGGCCAGCAAGAUGUCGAAGAGCACUGGCAAUUUAACCAAAGUCAGUAAGGACAAGGUCACCAAGAACACUGGCAGAGUUGGAAGCAUGGCUCAGGACCGCUCUGCGUUCAUCAUGACCUAUCCCUCCCCUCCUGGUCUGACUAUGACCCGUGAGCCCUCUGCAGUCUCUGCUUUCACCACCGCGCCAAAUGCUUACUAUACGAACAUAUAUGGGUGUAUUCCCUAUCAAUCUGUUGUGAAUCCGAGCCGUGAACCGCUUUACCAACGAGUUCAAGAGGCAUAUAGUCCACUUCGUCGUGACGAUCAGUCUGAGGAGGAUCAUUUUCGCGAGCUCGCAGCCAAUAACGCUGGCAAUGCCAAUAAUGCUGAGUCCACCAGCGACAUCUAG
Sodiomyces alkalinus F11 is the source of this 867-nucleotide messenger RNA. RefSeq lists its product as hypothetical. NCBI's taxonomy places the organism in Eukaryota, Fungi, Ascomycota, Sordariomycetes, Glomerellales, Plectosphaerellaceae. The transcript has a single exon. The coding region runs from base 1 to 867 and encodes 288 amino acids. The record is from RefSeq and is a predicted model, not a curated record.